GAAGCCUGUCGCUAUGCCUGCUCACAAGUCCUUCAAGAUCAAGAAAAUUCUUGCAAAGAAAGCGCGUCAGAACAGGCAGAUCCCUCAAUGGAUUCGUCUAAGGACGGACAAUAAGAUCAGGUAUAACUCAAAGCGAAGGAAUUGGCGCCGCACCAAGCUCGGCCUUUAAGUUUGAUGGUUGUGUUCUCGAAGUGAGCUGCUGCGAUUCUAUGAUAUAAAAACCAGCGCGAC
Messenger RNA from Guillardia theta CCMP2712, 231 nucleotides. RefSeq names its product large subunit ribosomal protein L39e, cytoplasmic (gene RPL39e). NCBI's taxonomy places the organism in Eukaryota, Cryptophyceae, Pyrenomonadales, Geminigeraceae. Gene Ontology annotation, cellular component: ribosome; cytosolic large ribosomal subunit. The record is from RefSeq and is a predicted model, not a curated record. The transcript is spliced from 3 exons. The coding region runs from base 14 to 169 and encodes 51 amino acids. Gene Ontology annotation, biological process: translation. Gene Ontology annotation, molecular function: structural constituent of ribosome.